AUGUCUGUUCCUUUAACCAAAAUCGAUUCUGCCAUCGCUGGCUUGUCCAUAUCUGAUGAGAAACCCGAGACCACUGAGAAGGAGGUCAAGAAGACCCACAAGCGACACUCCUCAGUGGUAGAAGGUAUCUGGAAUAUCAAGGACCUUGAAAAGGAAAAGCUGGAAAUUACCCUACCAAUCGAGACACAAAAGACUGGGUGGAAGCUCAACACCUCCCCAUCAACCAUUGAGGAUAAAGAUAUCCUCAAAAUGCUCCUCGUCACUCCCCCCGUCAGGAAGAUUGACCUACACUUCCCCCUUGGCCUAGAGGUCACCGCUCGGAACUCCAAGGGCGUCACAAUCAAGGACGCAUUAGAUGCUAUCCAUAAGCAAUUCAAGAAGAAGGCGGAUGACGAACUUGACAAACCCUACCUCGCUGGCUUCGAGUGGGACAAGGAAGAUUGCUGGACCCGGUUGAUCGUGCACCAGAAGAAGGAAGGUGCACCACACCCAAGCAAAAAGUCCAAGAAGAAGUCCAAGGACGAGGCAUAG
Messenger RNA from Penicillium expansum, 531 nucleotides. RefSeq lists its product as uncharacterized. Bases 1 to 531 code for a protein of 176 amino acids. NCBI's taxonomy places the organism in Eukaryota, Fungi, Ascomycota, Eurotiomycetes, Eurotiales, Aspergillaceae. The transcript is spliced from 4 exons. The record is from RefSeq and is a predicted model, not a curated record.